Messenger RNA from Staurois parvus, 422 nucleotides. The record is from the annotation of a GenBank genome assembly. NCBI's taxonomy places the organism in Eukaryota, Metazoa, Chordata, Amphibia, Anura, Ranidae.
CUGACUGGCAGCACUGCUGGGCUGCACUGGUGGGUGGCACUGGUGGGCAGCACUGGUGGGUGGGCACAGGUGGGUGGCACAGGUGGGUGGCACUGGUGGGCACAGGUGGGUGGGCAAAGGUGGGUGGCACUGCUGGGCACAUGUAGGUGGCACUUCUGGGCACAGGUAGGUGGCACUGCAGAGUGGCACAGGUGGGUGCACUGCUGGGCACAGGUGGGUGCACUGCUGGGCACAGGUGGGUGAUCUGCUGGGCACAGGUGGGCGGAGCUAGUGGGCGCACUGCUGGGCACAGGUGGGCGGAACUUGCGGGUGGCACUGCUGGGCACCGAUCAUCAGGGCACUGAUCAUCCCCGCUCUGACAACUGCCGGUUCUCGGCACGUGUCAUUGGACACCGCUGAUCAGGUGGUAAAAGGCCUCUGUG